AUGGCUGAAAGCAGUGUUGUUCCACUGCUUGAGAUACGUGACGAGUUGAUCACGUGUGAGAUUUGUUUGGAGUCUUUUGACAAUCAGGACAAAUCUCCACGUAUCUUGCCGUGCUUCCACAGUUUCUGCUGCCGAUGUCUGGAGUCGAUUUGGGAGAAGUCACCGACUGGAGUACGAUGUCCCAACUGUCGGCAGGUCUGGCCUGUUCAGAAUACCAUAUCGGCAACAUUUCCACAAAACAAGGUAUUGAGGAAUUUAGUUGAAUAUCUUACAAUGAAAAACAAGGUGGAUGAAAUUAUGUGCUAUGAAUGUCCUGACAGUUCAAGGGCAACAAUGCGUUGUUUGGACUGUCAGGAAUUUAUGUGCAAAGGAUGUGCAACGUAUCAUCAAAAAUUUGCAAUGCUAAAGGACCACAAGACUAUUUGGAUUAAAGAAUUGGUUAAUAUGCCUCAUGAUGACUAUUUUCACCAGACAGAUACGUGCAAAAAACACAACAGCAUGAUUUUAGAUCUAUACUGCAAGAAUUGUGCAACUGAUAUCUGUUCAUCGUGUGUUCAUGUCUCUCAUAGAGACCAUGAGAUAUUGGAUCUCAAAGAUGUAUAUGAAGCAAAGAUGGACCACAUGAAAACAUCACUGAAAGAUAUUCAAAGUUCAUCAGACAGAGCACAGAAGUAUACAUCAAGACUUUCUGAACAAAAUGCAACUCUAGAUUCGAUGAAAGAAAAUAUUUGUAAAUAUAUUGAUGAUUCCUAUGAACAGAUUAUUCAGAAGUUGUCUGAGAAAAGAAAAGAGAUGAAAGAAGUGGUCAUUUCAAACAUAGAAACACAAAAAGCUGACAGAAACGAGCAGAUGAAGUUGGUCGGACAGUCAGAAGUCCACAAGGCGGACCAUGUUCUGCACUGCCAGCAAGCUGUGGAAUUCGCACGAGCUGCAGACUUUAUAGAAAUGGCUCAGACCCUUGAAGACAAACUUCACUCUGUGAUGGAAGGUCCGGAACUGGUUGAUAUUCCUAUACAAGAGGUUACCAUCGAUGACACGUUCAAGCAGAUUGAGAAAAUUAUCGAGAAAACUGGUGCAAUAUGGAAUGGAAUUAUUUUCAACAACAACGAAGACGAGGAUGUGAUGAAAAGAAUCCUCUUCCCUGUUGAUGGACAGUCAGAACAGUACAGAACACUUCUCUUGCCAAAUAUAGAGUAUGACGCACAGAAGAUAAACCGGAAGUGGGGGAGUAUUAACGAAUCUGGAAUUCUGGUCAACAAACCUUCAGAUGUAAAACAUACUGACCAGACUUCCGGUCUGCAGUAUUUCCGUGGAGUCACAGCUAGGACGCAUGUCCCGACGUCUGGAUGUGCUUUCUGGGAGACGGAAGUCGACUGUAUGGUGCGUGAAUCGGCUGAAUUACAUAAACGGAUAGCAGGCGUUGGUGUUUGUCUGGAUGAGCACUGUGAGGAUACAACAUGGAUUCUUAAUAACAAACAUGCGAGGGGUGUUGCUGUGAGCAGCUGUAAAACUCACAACAGUAUCUGUUUGUUUCCUUUUUCCAAUGGAAAGAAGCUGUGCUGUAUUCCUGUAACAGAUUUCAAAACUAACUCACGACUCACGGUCACACUCGGGCUGUUGGUAGACAUCGACAACGCCACUCUUCACAUUAUCCGCGUCGACGACAACACAGUUGUACACUCCAUCCCAAACAUUGACGUGUCGCGACCGCUGAUGCCGAUGUUUAGCGUUCACUGGCGUAAACAUUUCGAUGUUAAAUUGAGAGUAUCAUCUGACACGGAUCUCUUUGUGAAUCGUGAACUGUUGGUCCUGCUCUCGAAUUUAGUGAAAUAAAUCUUAAAGGCGCUCUGUCACGGAUGGUUGACCUAAUUAAUGACCUAACAAAAUAUUAUCUGAAAAUAUAUACAUUUGAUUUGUCGCUAAAAGUACUUUAUUUAACCAUCUACAUAAUUACUAUAACCCACUUACUACUGAUAUUGUGUAAAAAAUAACUGAAUUACGUCGACGGUCCAUAAUUCAGUAUAAAAUAUGUCAUAACCCCAUGGGUAAUUACAGCUGGCUUCAGAUAGAGAAUUACUACAUGUUUAAAGAAUACUGUGAACAAGACGGCGUUUAUAUACAAAGUGGCUAUAUAUACGACGGCCGUGUAUAUGGCCUCCGCUAACAAGGGCUGCCUAUAAACACAGCAAAAAUGUAUAUAGGCGAUAAAUAAGUAUUUGAUUGAUCCAUAUUACCGAACCACUUGGAACAAGAGGAAUACAUACUAAGUACUAACAGGGGAAUGGGGGUUGAAUAUGAAUCUAGCGGACCCUUUUGUGUACGUUUUCCAUAGACACCUACCCAGUGUUUAUGCCGUAAAGAAACUUUUGGGUAUGGCGCUAUGAAAUUAAAUAUUGACAAUGUGUUUGCUGAAUGUAACAGCAGUCGAUAGGGGGAAUGGGGUGCCUCCCCAGAAAUAAAAUGGGUUAGGUGUAGGAUUAGGGUUAUUAAAAAUCAUACAGUAAUAAUAGAGAGUCAUUAAGUUUGUCAAAAGGUUAACUUAAUAAAUUUAAAUCUGCAAUAAAUAUUGGGUAUGGCGCCAUACCCAUUUUACCCUGCUACCGUAUAUGAAUAGCGUAUUAUUGUCCCUGCAGUAAUAAUACUACUACUACUAAUAAUAAUAAUAAUAUAUGAAUGAAUGAAUGAAUGAAUACAUAUAAAUAAAUAAAAUCACCAGCUACUGAGAGAUUAUCUGAAGAACACUAACUACGGGCAGUAUACAAGCUAACAGCGGGGCCUUGUAACUGGAAGCAGUCGUAACGAAAUGUGUUAUUUGUUUUCGAACCGUCAAUGUGCCAUUAUUGUUACAGAUAUGCAUAAUUAAUGACUAUGAUUCGGUAACAGUAUUAACAGUUUAGCUAGUUUCGCCGAUCCGUACGGUUAGCGACUUAAAUAUGGCGGAAUUCUCAGAAUUAUUAUUAUUAUUAUUAUUAUUAUUUUAAAUUAUAUAUUAGCCACGAUCUGUAUUACAUAUAGCAGGCCGUUUAAUCGUAAACAACUGAAAGUAAAUUGCUAGUGCGUCACCAACUACACUCGAAGUGGUGACCAAUCACUAUCCGUAUAGUAACGGUAUAGUUGAGAAACCUGUCUAUAAUAUUUUAAAUACAUGUACCUGCAGAUAAUAUAUAUACUGGGGGAGAAGUCAUAGUUUUACGUUCGAAAUUUGGUAACUGCAAAUUAGAUUUACAUUAAUGAGGUCAAUGAGAUAAUUUUUAUUGACACGACAUUGUAAUCAACGUACUAGUAGCUAAACAAAUAGACAAAGCUUCAUUUUCUAGUAACACAGGACAUUAUGUUGUGUAUUAAGCAAAAAUGAUUGUGCCACAAUGUGGUUUUUUUGUCGGUGCGGGCACAUACCCAUCUCCUUGCACAGGCAAUUUUUGGGGGGAUACAUUUUUCGGGGAACAUGUCUCGACCCCUCACCGUAAACUUCGCUCGCCUCCCCCUCCCCAUGCUAAAAUCCCUGUGCACGCGUCUGCAGUGGUACUGUGUACGGAGCUCCAUAAAAACAACAAAACAAAAACAAACACACAAAAAACAAACAACAAAAUAAACAACAAAAUAACCCUCUUCCCCCAAAAAAUAAUAAUAAAUAAAUAAUAAUCGCUUGCUCAAUCCCCUGCUUAAGCAAAUUGUGUGUGUGUGUGGGGGGGGGGGGGUUCCCGAUAAUUGUCCGUGGGAGCGUGUCACCCCUUGUAAAACAACAACAAAAAAAACA
Messenger RNA from Gigantopelta aegis, 3757 nucleotides. Its product is annotated as E3 ubiquitin-protein ligase TRIM56-like. NCBI's taxonomy places the organism in Eukaryota, Metazoa, Mollusca, Gastropoda, Neomphalida, Peltospiridae. Gene Ontology annotation, molecular function: zinc ion binding; ubiquitin-protein transferase activity. The coding region runs from base 1 to 1833 and encodes 610 amino acids. Gene Ontology annotation, cellular component: chromatin; nucleoplasm. The record is from RefSeq and is a predicted model, not a curated record. Gene Ontology annotation, biological process: positive regulation of DNA-templated transcription. The transcript has 3 exons.